UGGGUAUGCGGUUGAAUGGGAAUGGGGCUGGGAGCGAUUUGGUCGUUUUUGGCAGUGAUCUUGAUAUCCACUGCUCUGGGAUAUGCCGACAAAAUCUCAGAGGAGAUUGCUAAGAAUACCAAAGAUCCGAACAUGACUGCCAUCCAAAUUCGUACUCUUCUGGUGAUAGUGCUCAGCAUCUUUUUGGCUCUGAAGGUAAUCAAUCUUCUGUCUUCGGCCCUGUUAGUUAUGGGCACUGUUAAGGAGCGUCACCUACUCCUGCUGCCCUGGCUGAUCAACUCCGGCAUAACUCUGGCCUUCACCAUCAUCUCCACUGUGCUCUUAUGGGUUGAGGCUAUUGGUUCUGGUCCAGUAGCUGAGGCUCUUUCUGUAGUCUUCGUUUCUGGCGGUCUUGUCGUGCUUUGGUGGUACCUCUACUACGGCAUCUACUCGCUGUUCAAGCACAUCCAGCUCACAAGCGAUUAGCAGCGCCCGCUGAUCCAGCGACCACCUCAAAGAUCGGGCGACCACUCGGGCGCCACCUAUCCGAAUUAUAC
This is a messenger RNA of Drosophila miranda, 536 nucleotides long. RefSeq lists its product as uncharacterized. The transcript has 4 exons. NCBI's taxonomy places the organism in Eukaryota, Metazoa, Arthropoda, Insecta, Diptera, Drosophilidae. The record is from RefSeq and is a predicted model, not a curated record. Bases 16 to 465 code for a protein of 149 amino acids.